GAAGAAGAAAACCGAAAAAAAUAAAAAAAGAAACAAGCAAACAAAAAGUUGGGGGCUUGAUUGCAACUGAAUGCCCGUAACCAAUCUCCAGUCCUCCAUGGAUUCCUUGGACUGUCUGCAAUUGGACACGUCUCAUAUUUCUGGGUCUUUGCUUCGAUUCUUCGACUAUGCUAUUGAAACUCCAUAAGAAUUAUAUCCCUUUCUCAAAUACUUUGCUUUUACCUUUGAUUUCCUAAGUUUAUAAAUUGUAUCUUUGCUUCAAAUUUACUUAAGUUCGUCUUUUAGCAAAAACCCAUCAAUUACUUUGCUCUUCCAUCAAUCUACUUCUUCAUCAACAUCUUCUUCUUUUUUCUUUUCCCCAUAGUUCUGAUCUAAUGUUUGUUUGUCCUGAAUUUCUUGAAAAAAAGAGAAAAGGAGAAGUCAGUUUUUGUAUCUGUGAAACUUUUUCCGGCUUACCAUUGAUACCCUUGCUUCGGUAAAUCAAAAUUGGGAAAAAUGGCGGCUUCAGUUAGUGGGAUUGCUGCUAUCAACAAUCUUCGGUUGAUUCACGGCUCUUCGUCAAGAGAGUAUAAUUUUCUUGCAACCCUGAAGCCUAACAAGCUCAGAGUGAAAUCUUGUGCAAGAAUUUCAGUUCCGGAGAGCCCUGGUUCUGUCAGCACAAAAAGAAACAAGCUUCGGAAUUUUAGGCUCCUGAAAUCAGUUGAAUUGGAUAUGUUUGUCACCAGUGACGGUGAGGAUGAAAUGAGUGAACGAUUUUUUGAGGCAAUUGAGGAACUGGAGCGCAUGACUCGGGAACCCUCUGAUGUGCUUGAGGAAAUGAAUGAUAAAUUGUCAGCCCGUGAGUUGCAGUUAGUCUUGGUGUAUUUUUCGCAGGAAGGGAGGGACUGUUGGUGCACGUUGGAGGUGUUUGAGUGGCUGCAAAAGGAGAAUAGGGUUGACAAGGAGACGAUGGAAUUGAUGGUGUCAAUAAUGUGUUCAUGGAUGAAGAACUUAAUUGAGAGGAAGAAUAAGGUUGGGGAUGUGGUUGAUCUUUUGGUGGACAUGGAUUGUGUUGGGUUGAAACCAAGCUUUAGUAUGAUUGAGAAGGUAAUUUCUUUCUAUUGGGAAUUGGGGGAUAAGGAAGGUGCUGUUUUGUUUGUCAAAGAGGUGCUGAGGAGGGGGAUUACAUGUUUGGAAGGUGAUAAGGAGGAGAAUAAAGAUGGUCCGGUUGGUUACCUCGCGUGGAAGAUGAUGGCGGAGGGAUGCUACAUGGAUGCAGCCAAAUUAGUGAUUCACCUUAGAGAAUGUGGUUUGGAGCCAGAGUUGUACAGCUAUUUAAUUGCAAUGACAGCUGUAGUGAAAGAGUUGAAUGAAGUAGGCAAAGCUCUACGCAAGCUAAAGGCUUUCACCAAAUCUGGUGUGAUUGCUGAACUGGAUGCGGAAAAUGUUGGGCUGAUCAACCGGUAUCAAGAAGAUGUUUUGAAUGGUGGUGUGUGCUUGUCUAAAUGGGUUAUUGAAAAGGGUGGUUCAUCAAUCCAUGGUGUGGUUCAUGAAAGACUUCUUGCUAUGUAUAUCUGUGCUGGGCAUGGAGGUGACGCUGAAAGACAGUUGUGGGAAAUGAAACUUGCUGGUAAGGAGGCUGAAGGAGAUAUCUAUGACAUUGUGUUGGCCAUAUGUGCUUCCCAGAAAGAAGUCAGUUCUAUUGCUCGGUUGCUUACCCGAACAGAGGUUACAAGUUCUUUACGGAGGAAGAGAACCCUUUCAUGGUUGUUAAGAGGUUAUAUUAAAGGUGGUCAUUUUGACAAUGCUGCAGAGACAGUAAUUAAGAUGCUGGACAUGGGUUUGUAUCCAGAAUACCUUCACAGAGCUGCUGUGCUGCAGGGAUUGAGAAGAAGAAUUCAACAACCAGGAAAUGUAGACACUUAUCUCAAUCUUUGCAAACGUCUUUCAGAUGCAAAUUUGAUUGGUCCCAGUCUUGUUUAUCUGCAUAUAAAGAAACAUAAACUUUGGGUUGUGAAAAUGCUCUGAGUAACUUGAAGAAAAGCCGAGAGAUUCCGGUAAGCUUCUAAAGGUUUGACUUCAAUCUCAGUGGACUCUGUGUAUAUUAUGUACAAUUCAUAAAGGAUAAGGCAUAUGGAAUAUGAGCGGACGGUAGUCUAAUUGUAUUAUGGUGACAUCUCUAAAUUUAUCUAGGAGAUAAUGUUUCAGUCA
Messenger RNA from Olea europaea var. sylvestris, 2190 nucleotides. RefSeq names its product pentatricopeptide repeat-containing protein At2g30100, chloroplastic-like. The transcript is spliced from 2 exons. Gene Ontology annotation, molecular function: protein binding. Lineage: Eukaryota; Viridiplantae; Streptophyta; Magnoliopsida; Lamiales; Oleaceae. The record is from RefSeq and is a predicted model, not a curated record. Bases 496 to 2007 code for a protein of 503 amino acids.